Chondrus crispus (carragheen) is the source of this 1179-nucleotide messenger RNA. RefSeq names its product Endoplasmic reticulum-Golgi intermediate compartment protein 3, ERV46, ERGIC3. The coding region runs from base 1 to 1179 and encodes 392 amino acids. The record is from RefSeq and is a predicted model, not a curated record. Gene Ontology annotation, biological process: endoplasmic reticulum to Golgi vesicle-mediated transport; retrograde vesicle-mediated transport, Golgi to endoplasmic reticulum. The transcript has a single exon. Gene Ontology annotation, cellular component: endoplasmic reticulum; membrane; COPII-coated ER to Golgi transport vesicle. NCBI's taxonomy places the organism in Eukaryota, Rhodophyta, Florideophyceae, Gigartinales, Gigartinaceae.
AUGCGUGAGCUGCGCUCGUUCGACUGCUUCUCCCGCAUGAUGAAGGUCCCGGAGGAUCUGCGCACGCAGUCGUCAACAGGCGGGCUAGUGUCCAUGAUCUCUCUCCUUGUCAUCUCAUGUCUCUUCCUCUCCGAGCUGCUAUCCUACCUCACCCCCGAGCGCACAACAUCUCUCUCCGUGGACGCGGGCCGCGACGAGCUGCUGCGCAUCCACCUGGACGUGGACUUCCCGUUCGUCAACUGCGAGAUCAUGGGCGUCGACGCCCUGGACGUGGGCGGCACGGCCCAGCUCGAGAUCACCAACCACAUGUUCAAGACCCCCAUCGACCACAAGGGCCGCCCGAUCUCGAGCGCCGACCGCACCAGGCUGGCGCGCCACGCCGCCAAGCAGAGCGCCCCCAACGCCGUCCCGUCCCCGUCCCCGUGGAAGAACGGAUGCGGCUCGUGCAUGGGCGCUCAGCUGGCCGCCGAUCAGUGCUGCAACACGUGCGCCGAGGUGAAGGCCGCGUAUGAGAAAAGAGGCUGGCUGCUCGUCGAUCUGAAGCACGUCCCGCAGUGCGUGCGCGAGGGGAUUACGACCAUCACGGCCGGCGAGUAUGACCCGGAGCGCGGCUGCAACGUCCACGGCUUUAUCGAGAUCUCCAAGGUCGCCGGCCGUAUCCAUGUUACCCCGGGUCAUUCAUUUGAGUUUCAUGGUAGGACAUUGCAUGACUUGAGCGCUUUGCGGGACCAUCAAUUGGAUUUGAGUCACAAGAUUAGAAAGCUCAGCUUCGGCGAUCCGUACCCAGGGCAGACCAACCCCUUGGAUGGCGCCGAGAAGCAUGCGACCACGGAGGACGAUAAGCUAGGGCAGCAUGAGUACUUCAUUCGCAUUGUGCCCACUACGUACAAGUACUUAUUUUCGAGUCCGCUGAGGACCAACCAAUAUUCCCAGUCGUACUUUUUCCGACGGAGCGAUCCAAACAAGGGCGGCCAGCUCAUUCCGGGCUUAUUUUUGAGCUACGACUUGAGCCCGAUUCACGUGGAGGUGGCGGAAUCACGAAAGUCAUUUUUUCACUUUGUCGUGCAACUAUGCGCCAUCAUUGGGGGCGUGUUCACCGUAUCGUCUAUGCUGUCGACUUUCAUGGAUGACGUCGUACUCCGAGCGAUGCGCAAAUCCCAAACGGGGAAGCUCAUGUGA